Messenger RNA from Acanthopagrus latus (yellowfin seabream), 2046 nucleotides. It is a transcript of the gene fzr1b, whose product is annotated as fizzy/cell division cycle 20 related 1b. Gene Ontology annotation, biological process: anaphase-promoting complex-dependent catabolic process; positive regulation of anaphase-promoting complex-dependent catabolic process; positive regulation of ubiquitin protein ligase activity. Gene Ontology annotation, cellular component: anaphase-promoting complex. The coding region runs from base 337 to 1800 and encodes 487 amino acids. The record is from RefSeq and is a predicted model, not a curated record. Gene Ontology annotation, molecular function: anaphase-promoting complex binding; protein binding; ubiquitin ligase activator activity. The transcript is spliced from 14 exons. Lineage: Eukaryota; Metazoa; Chordata; Actinopteri; Spariformes; Sparidae.
UCGAGCCGCGCACCGUGCCUGACUUGCACAGGCACCAGAAGUCAACCAGAGAAUUUCUGCCACAGCUGAUUCCGUCGCCAUCUUUGUCGCGAACAUAAACAACAUCAGCGAGUCGCGUUGGCACUCGGGCGCACCGCUGGCCCCCAGUGUGUCCGCCGCGGCGCUGGUGUCCCCCCCCCCCCGACGACGAUGACGGUCGACCUGCUCCCCUGAGCCUCCGUGUCGGCCGAGAUGGGGCUCCAGUGCGGACUUCCCCGCCGGGAGGAGGUUUAAACGGGGGUGGGGGCGGGGAGGGCAGCACAGCGCAGCGCAGGGGCCUUCGCUGCCUGUGAGGAGAUGGACCAGGAGUACGAGAGACGGCUGCUGAGGCAAAUCAACCACCAGAACCUGCCGACUGAGGCCCGCCUGUCAAAGUGUGUGAGUGCUACCUGCAGUCCUGUCAGCGUGAAGUCAGGGGACCGCUUCAUCCCCACCCGCGCUGGAAGCAACUGGAGCAUCAACUUCCACUACGCCAACGAGAACUGUCGCUCCCCAAAUCAGACCCAUAAAGCAAAGGAUGCCAGUUCAGAUUCGAGCAAAGAUGCUGUAGCGUACGCUGCCCUGCUGAGGAACGAGCUCCUGGGGGCAGGGAUAGAGACUGUGCCGGACGCUCACACAGACGACCGCCGGCAUGCAGUCCUCUCUCAGGACUCUCACGGCCUUUUUAGGUACACUGUCCACACUAAGAGAGUGCCUUUCGAUAGCGAUAAUGAAGUCUCGCCGUACUCCCUGUCUCCACUUAGUAACAAGAGUCACAAGCUGCUCCGCUCCCCUCGUAAACCAGCCCGGAAGAUCUCCAAGAUCCCCUUCAAAGUGCUGGACGCUCCGGAGCUGCAGGAUGACUUCUACCUCAACCUGGUAGACUGGUCGGCGGGCAACCUGCUCAGCGUCGGCCUGGGAGCCUGCGUCUACCUGUGGAGCGCCUGCACCAGCCAGGUGACAAGGUUGUGUGACCUGUCAGUGGACGGGGACUCCGUUACAUCAGUUUGUUGGAAUGAGAGGGGGAGUCUUGUCGCUGUCGGAACCCACAAGGGUUACGUUCAGAUCUGGGACGCUGCGGGAGGGAGGAAACUGACCAGUCUGGAGGGUCACUCGGCACGUGUAGGUGCCCUGGCGUGGAAUGGAGAGCAGCUGUCGUCGGGGAGUCGGGACCGAGUGAUCCUCCAGCGGGACGUCAGAACCCCCCCUACCGCCGAGAGGAGGCUGCAAGGUCACAGACAAGAAGUGUGCGGUCUCAAGUGGUCUCCUGACCACCAGCACCUGGCGUCUGGAGGCAACGACAACAAGCUGCUGGUGUGGAACAGCUCCAGCCUUCUCCCCAUGCAGCAGUACAGCGAUCACCUGGCAGCAGUGAAGGCCAUCGCCUGGUCGCCACACCAGCACGGGCUGCUGGCGUCAGGUGGCGGCACCGCCGACCGCUGCCUGCGCUUCUGGAACACGCUGACGGGUCAGGCGCUGCAGAGCACCGACACCGGCUCGCAGGUGUGCAACCUGGCCUGGUCCAAACAUGCUAACGAACUGGUGAGCACUCACGGCUACUCUCAGAACCAGAUCCUGGUGUGGAAGUAUCCAUCACUAACACAGGUGGCCAAGCUGACAGGACACUCGUACAGAGUGCUCUAUCUGGCUGUGUCACCAGAUGGGGAGGCCAUCGUCACAGGAGCCGGGGAUGAGACACUACGUUUCUGGAACGUCUUCAGUAAGACACGCUGCACCAAGGAAUCAAAGUCAGUGCUGAACCUCUUCACGAGGAUACGAUAGUGAACAGCCAGGACAGUUCAGGACUGCGACAGUGUGCUGAGCCGUGGUUGAAAUGCACAGAGAGUCACUGACGACACUGACAGACUAGAUCCCUCUCAUCUCAGCACCACCUCUCAGUGCACCGACCACCACGACCGCACUCCUCAGAUCCACUUUUUCUACACAGGAUCCAAACUUCCAACAACUGCCAUCCCUCACAGUGAUGUCACUGAUUUAAAAAAAAAAAUGAACAGUCUGUUGUCAGGA